GAGCUCGGAAGGGCUCUCUGGUGGGGGCAGCGUCUGCCAUAAAAAAACCAACCCCCACCUGCGAGCCAUAGAAGUGGGGGUGGGGAAGCCCAGCUGUGCAGGAUUGGUGCCCCACACCCAGUGAGGACUGUGUGGGGAACGGGCAGUAGAGGACGGUGGAGCUGUUUCUGGGACUUCCUUGGCAUCCCUUCUGGGGGCGCGUCUCCUCCCAGACUCGCUGACUGGUGGCUGGGCCCUCGGGGGUCAACUCACGCAGCGCUGCACCUUCGGGGGCAGAAGUUUGGCUGGAGGAAAGGCCCCAGCGACCGCGCACCGGUUUGCAAAGCGGCUUCAGCACCAGAGAGGAAGGAAACCUCCCGGGACCGAGCGUGGGCUCCGGCCAGCUCCCCAGCAGAGCGCCCGGAGACCUGCCCCGUGCCAAGGGACCCCGGGCGCGCCCAGGCUCUGUGGGCAGAAUCGCCCAGAUCCGGCAAAGAGGGGGACUCGCUGCCUGACUCCAGGGCCGGCUGCUGCGGGCAGGGAGGGAGGAGAGAGCCCAGGAGCUCGCCACCCGAGCCCUGUCUCCACGCGACGCCAGCCCGGCGCCGGAGCCCACGGGCGACCCUUCGGAUCCGGGGUCCCCCUUAGCCCCAGCUGUGACUCGACCUUUCCCCCGGCUCCUUUGGCCUGAGGAGGAGGCGAAGGGCGCUGCGGGUCCCAGCCCCUGACACGGCGGAGGCGCGUUUCCUGAGCGCAGGUCACACCGCGACUCCCUCGGCCGCUUCUUCUUUUCCUGCUCUCUAUAAAGCGCUGCCCCGAGAAGCUGCAUCGGACCCGGCCGGCCCCUGGUUUGGAGAGGGCAGCUGCGCGCUCCGGGCGCCUCUCCCCAGCUCCCCCGGCCCGCCAGCCCCUCGCCCCCCGCGCCCCUCGCUCGCCGGCUCUCUAACGCCCGCUGUUGUGAUGCGUAUUCCCGUAGACCCCAGCACCAGCCGGCGCUUCACACCUCCCUCCACGGCCUUCCCCUGCGGUAAGAUGGGAGAGAACAGCGGGGCGCUGAGCGCGCCGGCGCCGGGCUCCCGAAGUCGGCCCGAGGUGCGCUCGGUGGUGGACGUGCUGGCGGACCACGCGGGCGAGCUGGUGCGGACAGACAGCCCCAACUUCUUGUGCUCGGUGCUGCCUUCACACUGGAGGUGCAACAAGACCCUGCCGGUGGCCUUCAAGGUGGUAGCCCUUGGAGAUGUACCUGAUGGGACUGUAGUCACAGUCAUGGCUGGAAACGAUGAGAAUUAUUCUGCAGAGCUCAGAAAUGCCUCCGCGGUCAUGAAAAAUCAAGUGGCAAGGUUUAAUGACCUCAGAUUUGUUGGGCGAAGUGGCAGAGGAAAAAGCUUUACAUUGACAAUCACAGUGUUCACAAACCCCACACAAGUCGCUACCUAUCACCGAGCCAUUAAAGUGACUGUGGAUGGACCCCGGGAACCAAGAAGGCACAGACAAAAGCUAGAAGACCAAGCCAAGCCCUACACAGACCGCUAUAGCGAACUGGAACGUCUGCGCCAGUCUAUGAGAGUUACCCCAACAACUCCCAACCCCCGAGGAUCCCUGACCGCCCCAGGCCACUUUGGGUCACAGACUCAGACUCCAAUACAAGGCACAUCGGAUCUGAGCCCCUUCUCUGACCCACGUCAGUUUGAUCGUUCCUUUCCCACGCUGCCGACCCUCGCCGAGACCAGGUUUUCUGACCCCCGGAUGCAUUACCCCGGCGCGAUGUCAGCGACCUUCCCUUACACCGCCACGCCGUCAGCCACGGGGAUCAGUGGCAUCAGCAUGACCAGCAUGCCCACCACAACCCGCUUCCACCAUACCUACCUUCCGCCACCCUACCCUGGCUCCACCCAGAACCAAAGUGGACCCUUCCAAACCAACCCCUCCCCUUACCAUUUGUACUACGGUACGUCGUCCGGAUCAUACCAGUUCUCCAUGGUGGCGGGGGGGGAGCGCUCGCCCACAAGGAUGCUGUCCUCCUGCACAAGUGCUUCGGCGGGCAACAACUUAAUGAAUCCCAACCUUGCCAAUCAGAAUGAUGGAGUGGAUGCGGAUGGUAGUCACAGUAACUCGCCUACGGCCAUGACGACCACCGGGAGGAUGGAUGAGUCUGUCUGGAGACCCUAUUAGGAAGGACUCAAGGAGGCACGUGUAACUUGAACCGAAUAAAACGCCCACCAAUGUGUUACUCCUGUCAAGCGCGAAUAGAGCAAAAUGAGGCCUAGCACGGGCCGCCUCCCAAUCUGAAGGCAAGUCAGGAUCCUUCCUUCAUCAAUAUAGGUAAUUGGCAAGCACAGACGGACCAGAGCUGAAUACAGUUCAAGACACACAUCCACAAGGCUUGAAUUGGUCACUCAGUAAGGUCCCUUUGGUCUCUUUGAAAUGGGCGGAUUGUAUAUAGGAGUGUGUGGAAUCAGAUGUUUGUUAAUUGCGCAGCUAUGGCUAUGUUCAGAAUGCCUAUCGAUCAUCUCGCUCUUAAUCAAAAAAACCCUGCCCUCCUGCAGAAUCAUAGGUGUUAGAAAAAAUUUUAAAAAGGCCCCAGAAAUCAGCCAGUCCAUCUCUCUGCAAAUGCAAGAAGAAUGAACUAAGACGCCUUAGCCACUCGUCCCCUCUAGAAAAGGGCUUUUAACCACCAAACGAACUCAGUAAGGAUACCAGAGCUGCCCGCAUCAGCUGAGACGUGAGUCUUGUUUACAGCAAAACAGAUGUGACUGGCUCUCGCUGACGCAGUUAAGGCUCAGAAGAAUGUUGCUAGCGAGUGAGCAGGUAUCAGCCAUGUGAACAAGUGCUGUGAUAUGAUUUUGAAAGUGGUUGUAUUGUGAUUUUUUUGUUUGUUUUUAACAGUAACAUGGCUGAUUCCCCCCAAUCCCCUUCCCAUAUGUUUACAUGAGAUGUAAUUUUUUACACAAUGUGUUUUCCUUUUGUCCUGACAUGGACGUUAAUUUCUUGCUACUUCUAGUUAGUCUCGAUGGUUGCGUCCGAGACGAAGAAUGCGUUUGGGACAAUCCAGUGUGUGAGGUGCACUUACAAACAUGUUUGCUGCAAAGAGGACUCGGAAGCCUUUGGAAUAAUAUGAAAUCCAGGAUAGCGGCUUCUCCUCUCUCAUUUCCAAGUGGCACACAGGCAGCUGUGGCAAUACUUAGUAUUUAUUUUAUGGUUCUCUUCCAUUUUUACACCCAGAGUGGCUCAAGACACCAUGCAUUUGUGCUUAAAGAAAGGAGAUUGUCAGCUGAUUCUUAAAGUACUGACUGAGAUUUGAAUGACCCCUCAAUUUUAAAUAAAAUGUAACUCCCUGUUUUGGGGGGGGGGGUUUAGACAAAUGAAAUCAUAAUCUAUAGCACCUCUCAUCUCAAAGUGCUUAGCAUAAUUAUUCCUCAUAUCACAACCCCUGUGGUGAUUUAGGGCACUAUUAUUAUCCCCAUUUUACGGACGGGUAAAUUGAGGUAGAGGGAUUUGUCUAAGGCCACAUUCAGUGGCACUAUUGACCCACGCAUACCACUGGUAACGGAGCAGCCGCGAGAGGCCUCAGCUGAGAUUACGGCCCAUCGUGCUGGGUGCUGCACAGACACAUGGUGACCAUCCUCCACAGUGACCUUACAACUGAAAUAGACAAAACGCAAGGAAGUAAACAGGGGACAUCACACAGUAGCUCUGUGGCAGAGUCGGGGCUAGAACCCAGCAUUCCUGGGAUUUCCCUGGACCAUACUGCCCCUCCGCAUUGCUAGCUGACAAAAGUUAGCUCCCUGGCCUUCAAACAGGAAUUAGGGCCUGAUCCUAACACAACCUUACUCACACUAGUUGUUCCAUUGAAGACAAUGAGAUGACUCCUGUGAAUAAAGUACAUUUGCCUGUAUAACAGUUUGCCACAUCAGCCUGCAACUGGGUUGUAAGAACUGCCACACUAGAAAACUGAACAUAGCACACCAGUGGCAGGGGUGGGUGGGACCAGAACCCAGGACGCGUGCGUUGCAAUAGCUACUUUAAGCAGAGGGGGUCCUGCUCCCGUGUAGCAGUGAAACAUGUACACCCCUGCAAAAUGGAUACAAAAUGCUACUAAACCAGACUGGAAACAUUUUCCCUCCACUUUGCGCUGGUGCAAAUAACUGCACAUGGUGAUGGGCGGUUGAGAGUCAGGGCCUAGGAUUCGAUUCCCAGUCUUGUUAAAUAGGACGGCCCCGUGGGAGUUGGGUGCGUCAGUAUCUUUGAGGAUCUGAACUAGAGGUCUCCUGUAGUUGUGUAGCCACUUCAGAUGAGAUGCAUUAAUAAUAAUGCUGAUGCUUAGAACUAAGUUCAUAAUAACCCUGUGAGUAUUUAACAAAACAAGUGGCUGGAAGUAAGCAUCUGUCUGGCAGGAUGAUGUAGGCCCAGAACUGCCCCUUUUUUCCCCUUAACCGAUUAUGAACCUGCUACUACUCAGUGGGGUUUUUUUUACAGUUAUCAUGAGAAUUAUUUGGCAUCUGGUUGCUUAUGUUCGAGUGAGUUAAGGUUGAAUUUCAAUGAGCCCUUGGGUGCCUUUGAAAAUCCCAUCCUACGCACCACAGCUAAAGCAAAGAUGGUUGGCGUGUCAAAUCUCAGUGAGUAUCUUUCCAGCAAUCAAGUGACAUAUAUUAUAUAGAAAUUGCACUACCAUUUAAAUAUGGGAUUGAGACAUCAAAUCAUACGCACCAGGAUUUGGUUGUAAAGCUGCAAUGACCACUCAUGGAUUUAAAAACUGCACACUCCACUUGCCUUAGCAAACAGCAAGCCCAGGCCUCUUGAUUGAUAUCUGUCUGUCAAACUGGACAAUGGCGGCCUGUCUUUUGAUGCAUUCAAGUUCAUCAAUACAAUAUUUCCACUGAUAGAAAGCACAAAGAAAAUAAGGAAUUCUUCAUACCAAUGUAAUGGUGUUCCUGGAGUAUUUAAAAACCAAAAAAAAAUAAAAAAAAAUAUUUGCAACUAUGUUCCUUUAUGACAUAUUGUCAUAUGAAGGUGUAAAUACAGACACCUCUAUUUUAUGCAAAUGGGUCGCAAGACUGGCCAAAAGAAUUUGCUUUGCACUAUCAUUUGCUUUUUUAAAAAAAAAAAAUGCACAAUCGCUUGUACAGUAAAACCUUUGUCUGGCUUACGAAAUAUUUAACUGUAAAAUCUAAUUUUUUUGGUCUUAUUUGUUAUAAUAAUAUAAUUCUUAAAUAUGUUGAAGGAUCCAGUUCUUAAUAAUGCUUCCUAGACUUGCGUGUGCAGGGUCAAAACCAGAACCAACCAAAAAGUGAGAAUAGAAGGAAGCUCUUUCUGUAGCUAAAGAUGGCAGAGAUGGUUUAUUUGUUUUGUUUAAAUGGAAUUUUAUGAUGGCCAUUGCAAAAAUGCUAGUAAUACCAAAUAAUGUGGUUAUUCGUGUAAUAUACCAGCCCUACUUGAAGGUAACUCCCUAUAUUUAAUAUGUAGCCCAUCUUUUUACCUGUAGCACUUGUCACUGGGGAGGGAGGGGGUCUGCUCCCACUGAAGUCAUUAGCAAAGCUCUCUCUGAGGACGAUGCUGCUGCUUUUAGCUUCAGUGAGCGCAGGAUCGGGCCCCCUCUUCUUAGCCUAUCUUGUGAAUAGGUGGACUCGAGUUUGUAAGAAGCCAUAGCGAAGUGGCCAGUUCUGCUUUUCUAUUAUAAACGUCGAUGUUCUUAUCAACUGUACGUGAUUAUCUUGUCAGGCAUCUGUGUAAUCAUUUUAAGGCCUUUCCACGUGGAAUAAUAA
Molecule: messenger RNA, 5741 nt
Organism: Trachemys scripta elegans
Lineage: Eukaryota; Metazoa; Chordata; Testudines; Emydidae
Gene: RUNX3
Product: RUNX family transcription factor 3
Exons: 5
Coding region: 940-2151 (403 amino acids)
Biological process (GO): neuron differentiation; regulation of cell differentiation; hemopoiesis
Cellular component (GO): nucleus
Molecular function (GO): DNA-binding transcription factor activity, RNA polymerase II-specific; RNA polymerase II cis-regulatory region sequence-specific DNA binding; ATP binding
Source: RefSeq, a predicted model, not a curated record